UUUUUAAUGACCUUGGCAUUUAGGAAUAGUUAACAAAUUCAAUACAAUAGAUGCGUUUUAGUUACCAAAAUUUAGUGUGUGCAGAUGAUUUCGCGGUUAAUUUUUCUAUAUGCUAAUAAUGAAAUAUAACGAAAAUCAAAUUACAAGAAUUAUAGUACAAUAACCAUAUCGUACAAAUAAGAGUAUGGAUCAUUUACAAAAAAUAACGAAAUUGAAAUUCGUAUAAUUAAACGAUUCCUUGGGAUGAAAAGGUUAUGGUUACGAUAGUGUGCGUCGUACAUUGGCAGAUUUGGCGAAAACCUAAGUAAACAGAACCGAAAAACAAUGAUUAUUAAAUUGUCAAAUGUAAUAAGCUGUUCGUCCGAACAUCCAUCAUAUCCUGUAUCUAAUCUCCUGAAACAUCAUUCGAACAGUUCAUGGAGAUGUGCCAAACCAGGAGAAAUGCUUAGCACUGUCAUUUUUCAAUUAGCAGAACCAUCUUGCAUUAUAGGCUUGGAUAUUGGUAAUUAUCGUAGUUGCGUUGUAAUUGUUACGGCUUCCACAUCAGCAGAGCCUGACAACUGGAUUCCCAUUGUAAACCACCAAUUUAUGACGCACGAGGAAGCUGUAAACAAUAAAUUUAGAGAUCAAGUACAGAUAUUCUCAAAGAAAGACCUAAAUCCUGAGACAUUAAAAAUAAAAUUUGACCGUGUCAAAGUGACUUGCAUGCAAUCGGCAAACUUGAAAGAAUUAUUUGGACUGUCAUUCAUUGAAUUCAAAACGGAGGUAGUAGUUGAUUUGGGAUUGGACGUUUUUGGAAGAUUUAAAUUAAAACAGCCAGAGGACAAUGCCAACAAAACAUCUCUAAGUGAUUUUAAAGAAAAGUAUCUCAAAAUGACUAAUGCUAAAAAAACAGAUUACAAAAGUGAAUUACUUACGAAAAUCAAAGAGACAGGUAUGAAUAAUUUUUCUAAACGUCAAGAAGAGAAUAAAGAACCAACGAAAAGACCAUUAUUAGAAAAGUUAGAAGCUGGAAAAGCGGAGGAAGUAUUUGGGCCUAAGAAAAAUUCCGCCAAUUUGACGUCGGUAUCUAAUAGUCAAAACAAAGAUGUAAAAGAUACAAGCAAAUUAAACGAUAAACCGGUAAUGCGAACACCAUUUGGAGAUAUCGUGCCUGCACCAUCGCCUAAAGCAAAUAAAAAGGACAUCGAACAAGAAAAUUCGCGACAUAGUACAAAUUCAAGAAAACGUUCCUUAAGCCCGGAAGAAAGUUCGUCAAAAGGGAACGUAAAUAAGAAAAAAGAAAAUUGUCCUCAGUGUCAAAACGAAGAAGAUAAAGUGUGUAAGAAUUGCGGACGAUUACCUGAACCGAAACUAAUGCCAAGGCCAGAAAGAGCUGCGAAAAAGAAAACUAUCGAAUCACAGAAACCGAAAAAAUUAUUUUCAAAACUUUUCGAAGAUAUUACGUUUUCGCUUAGCGGCUAUGUUAAUCCACAAAGAGACGAAAUUAGGAGAAAGGCUCUUCAAAUGGGCGCCAAGUACAUUGCUGAUCCUAAUACAACCAACAAAAAAUGCACUCAUCUAAUUUGUGCAUUUAAAAAUACGCCAAAGCAUCAACAAUUAAAGGGCCAUUCUAAAAUAGUUUCACAUACGUUCAUCGAGGAUUGUUUUAACGAAAAGACAAGAUUUUCUUGGAGACGCUACGCUUUGGAAAGUAAGGACAGAGCUGAACCGGAAAGCGAGGAAGAAAUUUUAGGUAGUUCGUCGCCCCCUCGAUCGUCCGAUGUAUUCGAGGAAGAUACCGAUUCUAAUUCUAGUUACUAAGUUGUUGCUUUUUACGAAUGUUGAUAUACGUAUGCGUCGAGUAAUCGGCGACAAAAGAUUUCGUCGAAUAUGUAC
Colletes gigas is the source of this 1878-nucleotide messenger RNA. RefSeq names its product DNA repair protein XRCC1 (gene XRCC1). Gene Ontology annotation, molecular function: damaged DNA binding. Lineage: Eukaryota; Metazoa; Arthropoda; Insecta; Hymenoptera; Colletidae. The transcript is spliced from 3 exons. Gene Ontology annotation, biological process: base-excision repair; single strand break repair. The coding region runs from base 325 to 1803 and encodes 492 amino acids. The record is from RefSeq and is a predicted model, not a curated record. Gene Ontology annotation, cellular component: nucleus.